GUACAGAAGCGAAGCGCUGAAAAAUCGAAGGAGAUGACGGAAAACUACUCAUUAGCACAUAAAUUCUCAGAUCACAGGAAGAAAAUUGUUCAUAUCUUUAAAGACGACGAUAACAUCAAUGCCUUGUUCAAUGGAUAUGGAAAGAGCAUAAGUUCGUAUGAACAGCUUAAAAAGAAACUUGGAGUUGCUUAUUUGAGCUACUACAAUGCGCAGAUGAAGAAUUCGCUUCUUCUCUUGGUUCAUUCAUUUGUCAACUCAGUUUUGAUUGAAAUUAACAUCAAACACAUGCUCUUGCCAAAUACUGAUAGUACACAGCUUGAGAGUUUGCGUAGUUCAGACAAUUUCAAUUCCAUUGAAUCAUAUAGGGCAUUUUUCCAGUACUACAAAUCUUCCCAGCAUCUCAACUACGACCAUUCUGAUUUGAUCAAAUCUGUUUUGGCAACGAACUACUUGCAAUUCAACAAUCCUCGAGUCAAUGAUACAGAGUUUCUCAAAGGAUUGAAGAGGAAUUUUGAGUCUUUCAACAAGAAUGACGAGUUGAGACAUAUCGACUUGAUUUUGGGCAUUACCCGAACUUUGUUAACAAGCAAGAGUAACAUCCCCAGCUACGGUAUUUUCAAAUUGUUGCUAGACAAGUUAGGCGACCUACAGUUAUACCACUACCAAACCCUUGUAUAUCAGACAUUACCCAGAUUCUCACACAAAUCGACGGUGUUGAACGGCUGCAAACUUUCUGCUUUGCAUUUCCAGCAUUUGAUUGAGCAAACACCUUCGAUACUUGAUAGUCUACUAAGGUACCAGGUCCCGCGGUCUGAUGUAGAAACAUUAAAACAGAUGCUAUCAUUCUUUAGGUUAGACGAAGUUGCAAAACACGAGAAGGUCGUAAACCGAAGCUACUUGGCUGAUCUCAUGUCGAAGUCUCGUUUCUUCCGUCUGCAACUGCGGCAGUUGGGGAUCGCCCCUGUGGUGUUUGCUUCUGACUCGCCCAUAUAUGUAUCCAAGGAAACGGUGUAUCUGGGUAUGAGGGCUUGUAUCGAGUUGGGCCAGUUUCAGUACCUUGACUCACUCUUCAACAAACUCGUAGUUCACUCUGUAGACGAUGCUGAAAACGAAGCCUUGAAGGUGUCGCUCAUGAUAGAAGACAGAGAAGUGGUUGAGUCUCGCAUUUUCGACAACGACCUCUUCAAGAUACUCAUACGAGCGUCACGUAAGUCCGACGACUUGGGCCGGAUGAUGUGGUUGAUGCCACAUUUGGAUAAGUACCUUACGUCCAAUGGAGAACAUAUUGACUCGUCGCUUAAACGAGAAAUCUUCCUUGCAUUGACGAAGUUUGGUCUCGAAGGCAAAGUGUUAGCCUAUGAGAAGAUGUUGAACUUCGGUGACAUGUAA
Scheffersomyces stipitis CBS 6054 is the source of this 1389-nucleotide messenger RNA. RefSeq lists its product as uncharacterized. The transcript has 4 exons. Lineage: Eukaryota; Fungi; Ascomycota; Pichiomycetes; Serinales; Debaryomycetaceae. The record is from RefSeq and is a predicted model, not a curated record. The annotation marks the transcript as partial.